CAAACCCGUCUAUUGGGUAUCCAAAACAACAGCCUUAUAAAUCCAAACAUGGAUUUAAUAUAUGGAUUGUUUCUUGGAGUUUUGUUUGUAUCAAGUUGCACGUCGGAAGAAUCUAAGGAUGUGAAAAAGAGGUCACCUGUGGUUCAGACGCCAUUGGGGGUCACGUAUCCAGUUAGGACGGCAAAGGAAAUACGACAACUUCAGGAAACUGGGGUCCUUGCACCUGGCGAUGUCAUAGAGAUGCAAAAUGGAAUAUGGGAAUCGCAACGAAUUAUUGUUAACGUUUCCGGAACUGAGGAAGCUGGGCGGAGGAUCUAUCUGACUGCCCAAACUCCCGGAGGGGUAAGCCUGAGAGGGAAGUCAUACAUCCGAAUGAAUGGGAACUACAUUGAAGUACGUGGGGCACUUUUUGAAGGAACAAGCUGGGAGAAACACUACCCAUUUCAAUUUUCCAAAAACACCCAUCACAACCGUGUGACAAAUUGCCUGGUACGUGGAUUUAACCGUGAAGACUCAGUUUCAACGAAACAUUACUGGGUCGAGUUAUGGGGUUCAUAUCAUACAGUAGACUGGAACGCUUUUGAAGGGAAAGGUAUGCACAAUGGUGAAAUUGUACGUGUGAAAGGUGACCCGUCAGAGGUAAGGGAAUCAUGGGGACAUUAUAUCGCAAAUAAUUACUUUGGAGCAAGACCAGAUGUGCAGACAAAUUCGGCAGAGGCUAUUCAAAUUGGGAUGAAGAACAACUUUCAGGAUUUAGAAACAGUUGUAGAAAACAAUGUGUUCUAUAACUAUGAUGGCGAGAUAGAAACUAUCUCUGUAAAAGGUAGUAAUUGUACGCUACAAUACAACACAUUCAUCCAGAGUAAGGGGCUACUUUGUCUUCGUGCUGGAGACAGAAACGUUGUCCAGGGGAACUACUUUUUCUGUGACAACAAAAAAGACUGUGGAGGGAUACGCAUCCAUGGUAACGAUCAUCGGAUCUUAAAUAACUAUGUCGAAGGUGAAUACUCUGCAUCAAUGGCACGAGGUUCAAUGAUAGUGCAUUCUGGGAACCCUGAAGCUGGAUCAAAUGGCGACAAGAGACGAACACAGCGAUCAUUAAUUGCGUUCAAUUCUUUUGUGAAAUGCCGUCGUUGUAUAAUCAUUGGAGAAGGUGGCGAGGAAUACCCGAGAGACAAUAUAAUCAGUAACAACGUAGUAUGGGGCGAGAAUCCACUUGUCACACUUAUCGACAUUGAAGAUGGCGCCGUAGACAAUGCCCACAAUACAUUAUUUGAGAGUAACAUAGUAUCUAAUGGAUACUCAUUUAGGACAGGAAAUGGGAUCCGUCAGACAGCCCCUCGACUGGUGAGACACCCAGUAUUCCAGUACUACACUCCCUCGGCAGAAAGCACUGCACUGAUACGCCAGGCCCGUGGAGAAUACAGACGUGCUACUACUGAAGACAUCAGUGGCAGAUGGCGUGCAAUGCCUACUGACAUAGGAGCUGCCCUCUAUGAAGCAAACACAAAUGAGAUCCCCACAAGACGUCCUUUAGGACCAUCAGACGUUGGACCUGACUGGUACACUCCUACACUGAUCAACCCACAAGAACACUGGGAACAGUAUGACUUCUCCCAUUAUGACGAUUUUGACUUCUCUCAAGAGGGUAUCAAAAUACCAAAGGUCAAGGUCAAAGAUGGCAAGGUUAUUAAACCAGAAAUGAAACUAGAUUAACUAAUCUGAGUUAUUACCCAUAAUGCUCCUGAGCUGUCUGCAUCUUUUACAAUGAAAGAAAAAUAUUUACUUUUGUAUAUAUCUGUAUUCUGUAAUUCAAAACAUGAACAGUUUUGAAAUAAAAAUGGGAAUGAUUUUUGGAUAA
Messenger RNA from Owenia fusiformis, 1861 nucleotides. The record is from the annotation of a GenBank genome assembly. NCBI's taxonomy places the organism in Eukaryota, Metazoa, Annelida, Polychaeta, Sabellida, Oweniidae.